This is a messenger RNA of Alternaria postmessia, 1101 nucleotides long. RefSeq lists its product as uncharacterized. Gene Ontology annotation, molecular function: NADPH dehydrogenase activity; FMN binding. NCBI's taxonomy places the organism in Eukaryota, Fungi, Ascomycota, Dothideomycetes, Pleosporales, Pleosporaceae. Bases 1 to 1101 code for a protein of 366 amino acids. The transcript has a single exon. The record is from RefSeq and is a predicted model, not a curated record.
AUGUCCGCUGAACGCCUUUUCCAGCCACUCAAGGUGGGCUCUAUGGAGCUCAAGAACCGCAUUGCUAUGGCGCCUCUAACACGUUUCCGUGUUAACGACAACCACGAAAUCCUGCCCAUGGCCGCACAGUACUAUGGUCAGCGUGCUGUCGUGCCAGGAACUCUUCUCAUCACAGAAGCUACACUAGUUUCGAAACAAUCUGGUGGAUACCCCAAUGUACCCGGUAUCUACACACAAGCCCAGAUCGACGCAUGGAAACCGGUCACCAAGGCUGUGCAUGACAAGGGCUCGUACAUCUACCUCCAGCUUUGGGCCCUAGGUCGUGUAGCGAACAAGGAUUUUGCACAAGCAAACGACAUCACCAUCAAGUCUUCCAGCGCGACAUCCCUAGGCGAGGGCUACGCUACUCCCAAGGAGAUGACCGUCGAGGAAAUCAAGCAGAGUGUCUCUGACUACGCUCAAGCAGCUAAGAACGCCAUUGAAGCUGGCUUCGACGGUGUAGAGAUUCACGCCGCGAACGGCUACCUCAUCGAUCAGUUCCUGCAGGAUACUUGCAACAAGCGCACAGAUUCCUACGGCGGCUCUGUUGAGAACCGCUCCAGGUUCGCCGUCGAGGUUACUCAAGCUGUUUCGGAAGCCGUUGGCGCGGACAAGACCGGUAUCCGGUUGAGUCCUUUCUCAGAGUUCCAGGGCAUGAAGAUGAAGGACCCUCUUCCCCAGUUUACAGACAUCAUGAAGAGACUGGACGCGUUCAACCUGGCCUACCUUCACCUUGUUGAGGCCCGCGUGGCUGGUAACGCCGAUGUUGAGGGAUCCGACUCUCUUGACCCCCUGCUGCCCCAUUACUCGGGCAAGCUACUCAUCGCUGGUGGACUCAAGGCUGAGGACGCGAAGAAGCUGGUCGAGGAGCACAAGGACCGUGACGUUGUAGCGGUAUUUGGACGAUACUUCAUCAGCACCCCCGAUCUUGUUUUCCGGAUAGAGAAGGGCAUUGAACUCAACCCUUACGACCGCGACACCUUCUACAUCCCCAAGAGUGAGAAGGGAUACGUUGAUUACCCUUACAGCAAGGAGUUCAAGGAGGCGCACCCAAACUUGUAG